GAAAAAGCGGAGCAUAGCAAGCGAUAGGAGGACUAUAUUGUUUAUACUUUGAGGAUAUAUUAUAAAACGCAAUUAAAAUGUCGGGAUUUGAUGAUAACCCAUUUGCAGAGUCGUCCAAUAUUAACCCUUUCCAGGAUCCCUCGGUUACAGAAGUGACCAACUCUGGCGUAAACCACAUUGAGCAAUUGAACCCUUUCCCAUACCAUCAUACGGAUAGCCUAUCAGGGCCCACCAUUCCGGCCUCCACGAUCCUUUCCCAGCCUGCCGUGCUGCAGCCGUCAACAGAGCCCAGCCCACAGGCCACGGAGCGCAGAGAGCAGGAGUUGCAGAGCAGGGGCGGCUCAACAGGGAAGGAAAACAACUGGCCACCUCUUCCCAAGGCUUUUCCCAUAAAUCCUUGCUUCUACCAGGACUUCUCGGCAGAGAUUCCCAUGGAGUAUCAGAGGGUCUGCAAGAUGGUGUACUAUCUGUGGAUGUUCCACUGUGUGACUCUGUUCCUCAACCUACUGGCCUGUCUGGCCCUCUUCACCAUGGACGCGUCCUACGGCGUGGACUUUGGCCUGUCCAUCCUUUGGCUCAUCCUGUUCACCCCCUGCUCCUUCCUCUGUUGGUACAGACCUGUCUACAAGGCCUUCAAGUCGGACAGCUCCUUCAGUUUCUUCUUCUUCUUCUUUGUGUUCUUCUGCCAAGUGGUGGUGUUCAUUAUCCAGUCUGUGGGCAUCCCCAGGUGGGGAAACAGUGGUUGGAUCGCCUCGUUGUUCGUCAUUUUCUCCAACAAGGCGGUGGGAGCCAUCAUGAUGGUGGUGGCCUACUUCUUCACCAGCUGUGCUGUGCUGUCAAUCAUUCUGCUUAGAUUGGUGCACAGCCAGUACCGGCGUACCGGGGCCAGCUUCCAGAAGGCCCAGCAGGAGUUCUCCCAGGGUGUGCUCACCAACAAGACCUUCCAGACGGCCGCCGCCUCCGGAGCGUCCUCCGCCGCCUCUGGAGCCUUCCAGGGGAACAGCUAGACCCAGGCUGG
Coregonus clupeaformis (lake whitefish) is the source of this 1018-nucleotide messenger RNA. Its product is annotated as secretory carrier-associated membrane protein 2-like. Gene Ontology annotation, cellular component: recycling endosome membrane; trans-Golgi network membrane. The record is from RefSeq and is a predicted model, not a curated record. Bases 78 to 1007 code for a protein of 309 amino acids. Lineage: Eukaryota; Metazoa; Chordata; Actinopteri; Salmoniformes; Salmonidae. Gene Ontology annotation, biological process: protein transport. The transcript is spliced from 9 exons.